AUUUCACCUGUGUUCAUCUCUCCUGCAGGUCUGAUCUUGCUCUUCUACCUAGUUUUUUAUGGGUUCUUGGCUGCACUCUUCACAUUCACAAUGUGGGCCAUGCUACAGACCCUGAAUGAUGAGGUUCCGAAAUACCGAGACCAGAUUCCUAGUCCAGGACUUAUGGUUUUUCCAAAACCACCGUCUGCCUUGGAGUAUACAUACAGCAUGUCUAAGCCACUUACUUAUGAAAAGUUCACUGAAGACCUGAAGAGGUUCCUAGAGCCAUAUUCUCUAGAAGAACAGAAGAACCUCACAAACUGUCCUGAUGGAGCACCUUUUAAGCAGAAUGGUCCAGUUUAUCAAGCAUGUCAGUUUCCAGUUUCCUUGCUUCAAAAUUGUAGUGGUAUGAGUGAUACUGAUUUCGGCUAUUCCAAAGGACAACCUUGUGUUCUUGUGAAAAUGAACAGAAUAAUCGAAUUAAUGCCAGACGGAUCUCCACAGAUAAUAUGUGAUACAAAGGAUGCAGGCAUAGCAAAUAUAUUAACUUAUCCUGACCGUGGACUUAUAGACUUAAAGUAUUUCCCAUAUUACGGGAAAAAACGGCACGUUGGGUAUCGACAGCCUCUAGUUGCCGUCCAGGUCAUCUUUGAAUCUAAUGCUACCAAGAAAGAAGUAACGGUUGAGUGCAAAAUUGGAGGAACAUACAACCUAAAAACCCAGGAUGACCGGGACAAGUUUUUGGGACGAGUUGUGUUCAAAGUCCUAGUGAGCACCUAGGAGUAGGGGUCUCCAAAGAAUACAUGUUGUGUCAGCUGGACUGCCAUUCUAGGAUUAUGAAGCCACCUUGGAGGAGGUGGUGUGGUACACACACUGGGAUGACAUCAUAGCGUGCUUCCAGAUCAUAGUGUUCAGUGUCCUCUGAAGUAACUGCCUGCUGCCUCUGCUGCCCUUUGAACCAGUGUACGGUCGCCAGAUGGGGACCAGUGAGCUCCUAAUUCCAAACCUGCAGAGUGGGAGUCUCGUCUUCUGUGUGUAAUUGCCAAACGUCUAAAGCUUAAUGUGCUGUGCUGUGUAAAUAUUUUAUGGAUUUAACACUGGUAACUGUCAUAUUUUGAUGCCAACAAAGUUUUAGGGAUAAAAUGGUACCUUGCCAACAUAAAGUGACUUUUAGCUGCAAGAAAUGUGUGAGAAGUUCUGUAUGUGAGAAGGAAAAAGAAAAUAAAAGUGGAUCUGAAAGUAUUAGCUUC
Messenger RNA from Cricetulus griseus (Chinese hamster), 1229 nucleotides. NCBI's taxonomy places the organism in Eukaryota, Metazoa, Chordata, Mammalia, Rodentia, Cricetidae. The record is from RefSeq and is a predicted model, not a curated record.